AUAUCUGUCCCCAGUCCACGAGGUCACCUCAUUCCCCAUCCUCAGAUCAUGAUUUCUCCUCACACCACCGCGACGCCACCUCAGCCCGCGUAGCCCCGGCCAUGGCUCUGUAGCCGCGACCCCUCUGUGCCCUCGGCCAGUCUCCGCGCUCACCGCGCCUGCGCCCUCCGCUCCUACCUUCUUUCUUCAGCCGAGGCCGCCGCCGCCGCCUUUCCCUUGCGCAGCCAUGGAGUACUCCACUUUUGCCUUGGUGCCUGUCUUCGUCCAGCUGAGUAACCGCCAGAGCCUCCUGCCAGUUGUUGGUGCAGCCUUCUCCAUUGCCAUCCGUGCCCAACGCCCGUGCUGCAGCCAUGUCACUCCUGGCGACCCUGGGGCUGGAGCUGGACAGGACCCUGCUCCCAGCUAGCAGGCUGGGCUGGCUCGUAGACUAUGGGAAACUCCCCCUGGCCCCUGUCCCCCUGGGCCCCUAUGAGGUCCUUGGGGGAGCCCUGGAGGGCGGGCUUCCAGCGGGGGGAGAGCCCCUGGCAGGCGAUGGCUUCUCCGACUGGAUGACCGAGCGGGUGGACUUUACAGCCCUUCUCCCUCUGGAGCCCCCCUUGCCCUCAGGGGUCCUCCCCCCACCUUCCCCACCCCCGCCUGACCUGGAAGCUGUGGCCUCCCUCCUCAAGAAGGAGCUGGAGCAGAUGGAAGACUUCCUUGAUGCCCCACUCCUCCCACCAUCGUCCCCACCUCCCGCACAGCCAGCACCGGCACCGGCACCCGCCCUCUCCCUUGCCCUCCCCCUGCCCACCUUUGACCUCCCCCCGACCCCGGCCCCGGACACCCUCGACUUGCUGGCCAUCUACUGCCGCAGUGAGGCCACGCAGGGGGACUCGGGGUUGGCGCCCCUGUGCCCCCCACAGCAACCGCGUUCUCCUCCCCCGCAACCCUCCUGCCCCACCCCGUACCCCAAUCCUGCCGCCACCCGAGGGGACCGCAAGCAAAAGAAGAGAGACCGGAACAAGUCAGCAGCUCUGCGGUACCGCCAGAGAAAGCGUGCAGAGGGCGAGGCCCUGGAGGGCGAGUGCCAGGGGCUGGAGGCCCGGAACCGGGAGCUGAGGGAGAGGGCUGAGUCGGUGGAGCGGGAGAUCCAGUACGUCAAAGAUCUUCUCAUCGAAGUGUACAAGGCUCGAAGCCAGAGGACCCGGCCUAGCUAG
This is a messenger RNA of Lipotes vexillifer (Yangtze River dolphin), 1196 nucleotides long. It is a transcript of the gene ATF5, whose product is annotated as activating transcription factor 5. The transcript has 3 exons. Gene Ontology annotation, molecular function: DNA-binding transcription activator activity, RNA polymerase II-specific; RNA polymerase II transcription regulatory region sequence-specific DNA binding. Gene Ontology annotation, biological process: regulation of transcription by RNA polymerase II. Bases 351 to 1196 code for a protein of 281 amino acids. Gene Ontology annotation, cellular component: nucleus. The record is from RefSeq and is a predicted model, not a curated record. Lineage: Eukaryota; Metazoa; Chordata; Mammalia; Artiodactyla; Lipotidae.